Messenger RNA from Lathyrus oleraceus (garden pea), 1072 nucleotides. Its product is annotated as agamous-like MADS-box protein MADS3. Lineage: Eukaryota; Viridiplantae; Streptophyta; Magnoliopsida; Fabales; Fabaceae. Gene Ontology annotation, molecular function: protein dimerization activity; RNA polymerase II transcription regulatory region sequence-specific DNA binding; DNA-binding transcription factor activity. Gene Ontology annotation, biological process: positive regulation of transcription by RNA polymerase II. Gene Ontology annotation, cellular component: nucleus. The record is from RefSeq and is a predicted model, not a curated record.
AAUUAUAGUUUCCAUUUUUUUGUAAAAAUAGAUCAAAUUUGUCCCUUUUUAUAUAACACACAAGCUUUCAUUUCUUUGAAACCAAGCCAUUCUUUUUUUUUAUCUCUCUCUUGUAUUCAUAUAAAUAAAGUUAGAGUUUAUUGUUUCUAGACACAGAAAAAGAGAGAGAAAAAAAAUGGGUAGAGGAAGAGUUGAAUUGAAGAGGAUAGAAAACAAGAUAAACAGACAAGUAACUUUCUCAAAAAGAAGAAAUGGUUUGCUCAAGAAAGCUUAUGAACUAUCUGUUCUAUGUGAUGCUGAAGUUGCUCUCAUCAUUUUCUCUAGCCGUGGAAAACUCUAUGAAUUUGGAAGUGUUGGCACUGCCAAAACUCUUGAGAGAUACCAACGCUGCUCUUUCAAUCCUCAACAAGAUGAUCACCAAAUCGACGGCGAAACUCAGAGUUGGUACCAAGAAGUGUCUAAGCUGAAAGCAAAGUAUGAGUCUCUUCAAAGGACUCAGAGGCAGUUGCUUGGAGAAGAUCUUGGACCUUUGAACAUAAAGGAGCUGCAGAAUCUUGAGAAACAGCUUGAAGGUGCUUUGGCACAAGCUAGACAAAGAAAGACACAAAUUAUGAUCGAACAAAUGGAAGAGCUUCGCAAAAGAGAACGUCAUCUAGGAGACAUGAACAAGCAACUAAGACUCAAGCUUGAAGGAGAAGGGUUUAAUCUUAAAGCAAUGGAAAGCUUGUGGAGCUCAAACUCAGUUGCUGGAAAUAGCAACUUCACCUUUCAGCAGCCAUACCAACCCUAUGUCUAUGACUAUGGAUAUCCAGCAGAACCCUUUUUGCAAAUAGGAUACCAACAAUACUUUCAAGCUGAAGCAUCCAAUGCUUCAAAGAACAUGGCUUGUGAGACUAACUUCAUGCAAGGAUUUUUCCUUUGAUAAUUAUAAUUAAUUAAGUAUAAGGUUUACCUUAUAUAUUGUCAAUAUAUAUAUGCUUUCUAGAUUUAUGAUUUGGCAAUUACUAUUAUCAGAACAAAAUUGUAUCUUUGUGACAAACUGCAGACUCCUAUAGUUGUAAUUGGAUACAUA